This is a messenger RNA of Fonsecaea erecta, 3804 nucleotides long. RefSeq lists its product as hypothetical. Gene Ontology annotation, molecular function: histone acetyltransferase activity. Gene Ontology annotation, biological process: regulation of DNA-templated transcription. Lineage: Eukaryota; Fungi; Ascomycota; Eurotiomycetes; Chaetothyriales; Herpotrichiellaceae. Bases 1 to 3804 code for a protein of 1267 amino acids. The record is from RefSeq and is a predicted model, not a curated record. The transcript has a single exon.
AUGUCGCCCCUAACCUCUGUAGAGCUGGACGAACCGACCAGCGCAUAUGAAGAGACGUCCGAUGAUGAACAGUCACCAGCGCGGUUUUCAGCAGACCGGUCUCCCAGACAUACCAGUGGCGAGAACGGAGAGGUGUCAGAAGGCGAGCAAAAUGCUUCAAACGAGGACCGAAAGAGGAGAGCAGCGGCAGAGCUAGUUAACGUCCAUGAUCCCAACUCGGAAGACAGCGCCCUGGGUGAACAGCUACAAAGAUCGGCGGAGGAAAGCCUCAGCGACAAUGAAGCCAAGGUUGAAGCCGAUGCCGAUGCCGCCUCCACGUCUGCUCCGCAAACGGAGGCGAAAGAAGAUGUCUCUAUGGUUGACGCCGACGCCGAAAGCGAGCAGGCAGCUGACGAUGAGGGCGAUGAAGAGGAAGUUACAGACGAAGACAAACAGGCUGUAGACGGAGACGACGGGGAAGAAAACCCCCAAGAGGGGACAAAGAGCCAGGGUGACAGCGAAGUCAGCUCAGAAAGCAGCCAGGACGAAGGUGAAUCAUCUGCCUCAGCAUCGGGCUCCGAUUCUGCAUCCGAAUCGGGUGCGGAGUCGGAAUUGCAGUCAGAAGCAGAGUCCAGUGAAGAAGACAACACGAGCGAGGCCAUCGACUCGAAACAAAACUGUGUGUUUUGUAACCAGACUGUAGCCGCCGACAGCGACGACGGCGAGUCGGGGUUGAGAUGCCCUGCCUGCGACAACCACGCACAUCGGAAAUGCGCUCGAGAGCGCGGCUCACUACAGACAGGCGAGGCUUCCCCAUGGCAAUGUCCGCAGUGUGCUGGCGACAAAACGGCGCCAUCAGUGUCACCAAAAGCCCGAAGCACACGAUCCAAGAAUUCGGCGCCCAGGCUUGUUAGGGACUUGUUGCCUGUGACGCGCGGCUUACAAAAGCCGUAUUCGCAUUCAAUCUUUGCCCAACCGGUGAUUGGGGAUGGUGACGACGGAGGGCGCGCUCUGAGGAAGAGGAAAUCACCGACUCAGGAACCUCCCCCCGUCGAGAAGAGACGACGGAAAGCAACAGACCGAGCAUUAGCAGCGGCUGCGACAACCAAAGAGUUGACAGAGAAGAAGGCAGCCAUUGCGCACUCGACGAGAAGAUCGAGCCAAAUGAAAAUCACAAAACCUACCGCGCGGAUACUGCAACAUCGACCGUUCAACAAGCCGCCCCCUCACAAGUUCAUCCUGGCUUUUCGUUUAGAACAAGACAAGAUUGAGGCAAUUUUGAGCAAACCCCCUCGACCCGGCCGGAGAAGAGAAAGACGGACUCAGCCUAAGAAGCCUCCCAAAAUACCGCCCCCGGCAGCGGUCUACCAACCUCCUGUUCCCAAGUUCCCUGCUCUGCCAACACAACACCUGAUUUUCCCCUCAGCGUUUACCGACCGAGAAGCUGAACUCAACGCCAAACCGUACGGCGGCAUCCUUUCCGAAGUGGAUGCAGAUACAAGCCGUUCACUGCCUCAACUCCGAGACCGCGAAAUUUUCGAGAUCGCAAGAAAAGAAGCGGAGGAAGAACGUCGCCGAGCAUCAGCAGCAGCCGAGGCGGAGAUCAACGGCGGAGCAGGGGACGCUACAGCAGCCUCGACCUCGACCUCGACCACGAAACCCAGCCGGUCCACAGUGUCGGGGCCCCCAAGCAAGAUCAAAUGCAUCCAAUUUGGGAAACAUGUCAUCGACACCUUCUACGCCGCCCCGUACCCGGAAGAAUAUUCACACGAAACCCGGUUGUUUAUCUGUGAAUUCUGCUUGAAAUACCUACCCUCGGAAUUCGUGGCAUACAGGCACAAGCUGAAGUGUCCAGCGAAACACCCGCCUGGAGACGAGAUAUAUCGUGAUGGCACGGUCUCAGUCUGGGAAGUUGACGGAAGGAAGAAGACGGAGUAUUGCCAGUGUCUCUGUCUUAUGGCCAAGAUGUUCCUGGGUUCAAAGACGCUGUACUAUGAUGUGGAACCCUUUUUGUUCUACAUCUUAACUGAGUACGAUGAACUGGGGUAUCAUUUCGUAGGGUAUUUCAGCAAGGAGAAGCGGCCAGCAAGUCAGAACAACGUUAGUUGCAUCCUGGUGAUGCCCAUCCAUCAGCGCAAGGGUUAUGCAACCUUCCUCAUCGACUUCUCCUACCUUCUCACCAGAAUAGAGGGAAAGGAGGGAUCUCCAGAAAAGCCUCUCUCGGAUAUGGGCCUAACCGCCUACCGCUCGUACUGGGACCUCACCAUCUCGCGUCAUCUGCUCGAUCUGGGCCUCAAACCGUUCUCCACCAAGACCCUCAUGGCUCGAACUGGCAUGACAGCUGACGACGUGAUCCAUUCCCUCGAGCGCCUGUACGCGUUCAUCAAGGACCCAGUGACCAAAACCUACGCAGUGAGGUAUGACAGGAAGCUGUACCAGAAAUUCGUCGAUGACUAUGAGGCCAAAAAACAUCGAAAGUUGAAGCCAAGCAGUCUGAUGUGGACGCCCUAUAUUAUGGGCCGCAGUGAUCAGGCCACAUUAGACGGACAGCCUCUGCAAGCUCUGGCGCCCAGGGAUGAGGAAGAUGGAGACGAGGAAGACGUAGAAUUGGGCCGGGAGGGGGAUGUGGACAGUGAGGUGGUGAUGUCAACUGCCGCCAAGUCUGUGGGUGGUGGUGACUUGCCAGAGACUGAAGUGGAUACAGAACGUCUUUCCACACGGUCAAAAUCAAAGUCCACAAGAGCAAUGUCGCGGCCAGAAUCGGUCGGGUUGCAGGAAGAGGAUAUGGAUGUCAAGGACCCCGCCCUCGUCGAUGCGCAGGGCCAUGUGGCACCCGGGCCACCUCCGACGGCGCCGCUGAGCGCCGCUGGUGCCCUGCCACUGGGUACUGCUCGUCCAGAUAUCAAGGUCAAUGGGAUUGUCAAUGGCACUCCUCAUGCUCAAGGCGAGAAUGGAGAGGAGGAGAGCGGCGGCAGCGAAGAUCGUCCCGGAGCAGGAGAGAAAGACCAGCCAAAGGAGGCUGGUAAGGAACAAGAACCUCUACUCUCAGGCUAUGCCCUUGCUUUCCGCCAACAUUCGAUCCCGCCUACACGUUUCCAAAUCGAUCCGCCAAUCCCACCAUCAAUGCUGCGACAGAGGAGCACGAAGAAACGCAGCGCUGCUGCCGCCUUUGGAUCGCCAAGCACCUCACAGACGAAGGGCUUCGGCAAAGGAGAAUUUGCUGCGUCCACCGCUGGAGCUUCCAUAGUCGCAGUGAGGAGCUCGCCGAGAAACGCCAAUAACAGCAAUAAUGCAGGGUUGAGUUUGUCGGGGCCUACGCUUUCUGCCAAUGGCAGCAGUGUCGCCAGCACCGGCAGCGUAUCUCCGAAGGUACCCGGGACUCCUGUCAGGCGAAGCGGGCGGAGAAGUGGGCUUUCGACAAUGACAGUACCGGCGUCAGACGUGUCAGUCACGAACGGCGAUGAGGACGAUGCGCCUGGAGAGGAAGAUGAGGAUGCAGCACAUAUGGAAGGUAAACUAGGCGAUGAAGAAGAAGGGGAGGAGGAGGAGGAUGAGGAAGAGGACCGAUCCUCUUCCUCGAGCGUUGAUGAGGAGGACGACGACGAACAAGGAGCAUCAGUGGCCACGGAGGAUGAAGAGAGCGAAGAAGAGGAAGAAGAGGAAGACGGCGAUGAUCCCAACGAUGAGGACGCAGUUCUGGAUGACGAAGACGACUCCGAGGAUGAAGAUGAUGAUGACGACGACGACCGAGACCCCGAGGCUGAGGUGGAUUUGCCCGACGACGAGGACGGGGACGAGGACGAGGAACCAGAGGAUGAAGACUGA